GACCUGUGCGACAUAUGACCAAGGCCUUGUCUACUACUACUACUGCUUAGUAGUAUCUUUAUUCGCUCAUGCAGUGGGUUCAGUAAGAUCGGCUGCUUCCGGAAACCGGUUCCAGACUCGAUGUACCUACGAGUGCCUUGUUUUUGCGGCUGCUAAGGUAUGUAUAUAUUCAAGGCAGGGUUUAGAAUAAUUAGUACUACUGUACACGGUGGUACUCGCGGUAUGCACCCUGUUGAGGGAGUACCUUUGUCCUAAAUAUUAGCAUGGGCGUUGGUACACGGCAUAUUUAGUAGUGUGUGUAUACUUGUAUAUAUUUGACAGGAUUGUACUGCAUAUGUAGUGCUUAAGGCGGGGGCAUGAGAAUGGUAUAUAUAAUCAAUCCAUUCGUUGAGAUCGCGCGUGAUACGGGGACAAAGGUACUGCAAAUAUGUAUCUCCGGUGCUUGUUCAGGGGGUCUUACCUGUUGGUCUUAUCUCUUGUGCUUUGUCCUACCUGAAUGGGUAAGGUAUGUAAGGUAGUGGUGGUAAAUUUACGUACUUUGUUCUUGUGCUACGACGCUUUUGAGGUGAUGAAGUCACUGACCUUUGACCCACUCCGUGACGUCGUUGGGAGAUCUUGUCUUAAAAUCGGUCUUUUUCUUGGUCUACGUGGUUUCUGCUGGGUAUGUU
Messenger RNA from Aspergillus caelatus, 668 nucleotides. RefSeq lists its product as uncharacterized. The annotation marks the transcript as partial. The transcript has a single exon. NCBI's taxonomy places the organism in Eukaryota, Fungi, Ascomycota, Eurotiomycetes, Eurotiales, Aspergillaceae. The record is from RefSeq and is a predicted model, not a curated record.